GCAAUUUAUCCGCGUUCUACUGAAGGCUCGUCGGUCAGAACGUAUCAGGCUGCACCGUCGACAAGAUGUGUGAGAACCGAAAGUCCGUGUUGUUCGCUUGCGCCCUGCUGCUGGUCGCUGGGUCUCUGUGUCCUGUGGUGCGUGGUGACGAGUUUGAGGAAGUGUUUCGCUGGAAGCUGCUCGAUUUUAACAACACCGAUACAUCAGCCGAAGAUGGAUCGGAUGGAGUUUUCUUCCCGGACGUGCCAGACGAUGCAGCCCCCGGAAUGGAGUCACUGAACGAAAGCUUCGUACCGUAUCAUAAUUUGCCAAUGGGGGUGACCCACCACAAGGGCCGAGUGUUCGUAACCGUGCCGAGACGGCGCACCGGCAUCCUGUCCACGCUGAACGUGAUCGUGCUAGACCAGGUGCCGGAAGGCGACAAGUCACCCAAGCUGAUCGCGUAUCCGAAUGCGUUGACCAACGAACUAAGGACCCCAUACCAGCCCGACCCGAAAAAGCUCAUCUCUGUCUACCGCACCCGUGUCGAUCGGUGCGAUCGGAUGUGGUUCGUCGAUACCGGAUUUCUCGAGUACCCGGGACACCGGCGACAGGUGCAGCGGCCCUCGCUCUGGAUCAUCGAUCUGCUGCAGGAUCGCAAGGUACGCCAGUUUGAAAUACCGGAGUCGAUCGUGCCCGAGGGUCACGGUAUGGCCAGCGUUACGGUCGAUUCGUCGAGCGACGAUUGCGACGGUGCGUACGCUUACAUACCGGACCUAGCGUACUACCGGCUGUACGUGUACAGCUUCCGGGACAAUCGCAUGUGGACGUUCAACCACCUGUACCUGUCGUUCGAUCCGCGCAUGACGGGCUUCAACGUGGCCGGUGUACGAUUCCGGUGGAACGAUGGCAUCUUCUCACUGGCACUCGGUCCGCAACGGUCGCAAGAAGAGGGACGCACGGUAUACUUCCACGCCAUGGCCAGCACGUCCGAGUAUCGUACGAACUCCCGUGUACUGCAGAAUGAAACGCUCGCCAAUGUCGGUGGGUACGAUCAUCUCUUUACGUACGUCGGUGAGCGGGGAAUCAAAACGCAAUGCACCAUACACCAGUACGAUCCCCAGACGGGUGUGAUGUUUUACGCAGAAGUGAACCGAAAUGCGAUCGGCUGCUGGAACUCGGCGCAACACUUCGAGCCGGAAAACCACGGCAUCGUACAACUGGACAAUCAGAACUUUAUCUAUCCAUCCGAUAUGACGCUCGACAGUGAUGGUGACCUGUGGGUCAUGACGAACGGAUUGCCAAGGUGGUUGUACGCAUCGCUCGACACUGAUGACUACAAUUUUCGCAUCUGGCGUCAGAAACCGGCUAGGGCGAUCGCAGGCACGAUAUGUGCUCCGGGUGCAUAAUCAACGCUGCAGUUGUAGAACACACACACAAGGGACACAAGGUUGUUGAUACGCAGACACUUCGAAGUGUUCGUAGGAUCAGUAUUUAACGAACUACGCUCGUUUGUGAUGGACAUUGCAGUAUCGCGAUUAGUAAGUGAUUCAGUAACUGAUCAGUGUGUAACGAGAGAUCAUCAGAUAGUGCAACGCAGUUUCUUAAGCGCUUUCUUCACAAUAAAACCAAUAAAAGUUUAAUUUCCAAAUCGA
Messenger RNA from Anopheles merus, 1634 nucleotides. Its product is annotated as L-dopachrome tautomerase yellow-f-like. The record is from RefSeq and is a predicted model, not a curated record. The transcript has 5 exons. Lineage: Eukaryota; Metazoa; Arthropoda; Insecta; Diptera; Culicidae. Bases 66 to 1388 code for a protein of 440 amino acids. Gene Ontology annotation, cellular component: extracellular region.